UACCAUCAUCUCUUCAAUCGAUAAGCCGCCGCCCCCUCCUUCCCACCGCUUCAUUCAGGGUUCAACCAAAGCGCCACGAGGCUAUCAUAUGCCCACUCCACUAGCUCCAUCAAUGGCAGCAAAGCACGUCUACACCAACACAACUCCCUCACACUUGCCUGGAAGCUAUCAAAAAAUUUCAGCAAGGAAAGUCUAAUUGAGCCCUAAUAGGUAUAAAUCUUCGGUAAGUUUUGUUAUAAUCCAUUCAUAAGAUAAGAUCUACAUACAUCUUGUUGGUUUUUUGGGUCGUCAUGGUGCUCUAGUAUUGUAGAAUGGGAUGAAUUUUUCAAUUUAACGCUGUGUAUUUAUAUGUGUCAUUUUAAAUAUUUGGAGUUUUUUUAGAUGGAAAAAAUAGUUAGAAAGGCUUAUUUGAUAUUUAAACAAUAGUUUAAGGCCAAAAUAGUUAUUUUGUGUAGAUUAAAAUUUUUAAUUUAAAAUAAGAAUUAAAUAUUAAAUUAAUUUAUUAGUUAAAACUCUAUUUUUAACACAUGAAAAAUAAUUUUAUAAUUUAAAAUUUUCAAUGUUUAUCUUAUUAUAUAUUUAAAAUUCAAUUCCUGUAUUUGUGAUAUUUAAUUUUCAAUUUUAUCAAACAUGAUCUGAAUUAUUCGAAAAUUUAUUAUGUAUUAUUCUAAUUCUCUCAUAAAUCAGUGGGUCAAAAUUAAACAUGGGCUUCCCACAAUAAUAUGAAAAAAAAAAAUUUAGGGCAAAAUAUCUGUAGGAAGAAUAAAUAAAAACAAAAAAAAAGAAAAAGAAAAAAAAUCUGGUGAGCAGUGAGCGGAGCACAGAGAAGAGGAGAAAAACUGCAAGUAAACCGGGAAGAGUCGGCCGCUAAAAAAGCGCCACGUAUAGAAUUCUCAAUCCACAUCUGCUCUCUUCAACAACACUAUAACUUCGCUUCGCUACUCUCCAUCAGUGCAUUUCUGUGCGCCUGAGAAAGGUUCGGAGCUUCAAUUUUUCUUCUACGACUGUACUAGUCCUCUGUCUCUAGAUGGCAGCAUCGUCAGCUUGCAUUGUAGGGAAUAAUGGUUUAUCAACCCAUAAUACCAAAAAAAAGUUGAACAAAGAAGUCUAUGGCAAGCAUCUUUUCGUUCCUUCAAGAUUUCAGUUAUUAGGAAAGACAUCAAAAACAAUUCUCAUAAAAGCAUCUUUAGACCAGAGGCAUCAGCAGGGAGGAAGAGGUUUUCUAAAGAACGAAGGAAGAAGAGGCUUUCUAAAGCAGUUGCUUGGGAAUGCAGGACUCAUUGCACCCACUUUACUGGGAAGUGGGAAGGCAUACGCUGAUGACCAAGGAGUUUCUUCCUCCAGGAUGUCCUAUUCCAGAUUUUUGGAGUACUUGGAUAAAGACAGAGUGAGAAAGGUUGAUUUGUUUGAGAAUGGAACCAUUGCUAUUGUGGAGGCUGUUUCUCCUGAAUUAGGAAACCGGGUGCAGAGAGUCCGUGUACAACUGCCAGGACUCAGCCAAGAGCUUCUGCAGAAGUUCAGAGAGAAGAACAUUGACUUUGCAGCACAUAAUGCUCAAGAAGACUCAGGUUCCCUGUUAUUCAAUUUGAUUGGAAAUCUGGCUUUCCCGUUAAUCUUAAUCGGCGGUCUGUUCCUUCUCUCUCGACGUUCAUCUGGAGGCAUGGGUGGUCCUGGUGGGCCUGGUUUCCCCCUGGCAUUUGGUCAAUCAAAGGCUAAGUUCCAAAUGGAACCAAACACUGGUGUGACAUUUGAUGAUGUUGCUGGAGUCGAUGAAGCAAAGCAGGAUUUCAUGGAGGUAGUUGAGUUUCUGAAGAAGCCGGAGAGAUUCACUGCAGUUGGGGCUCGCAUUCCAAAAGGUGUCCUUCUUGUUGGUCCUCCAGGAACCGGAAAGACUCUUCUAGCCAAGGCCAUUGCUGGUGAAGCUGGUGUUCCAUUUUUCUCCAUAUCUGGUUCUGAGUUUGUUGAGAUGUUUGUUGGUGUUGGUGCCUCUAGGGUCCGUGAUCUCUUCAAGAAGGCCAAAGAAAAUGCUCCUUGCAUUGUAUUUGUGGAUGAAAUUGAUGCUGUUGGAAGGCAAAGAGGUACCGGCAUUGGUGGAGGAAAUGAUGAAAGAGAACAGACCCUUAACCAGCUUUUGACAGAAAUGGAUGGUUUUGAGGGUAACACUGGUAUCAUUGUCAUUGCAGCUACUAAUAGGGCAGACAUUCUAGAUUCUGCCUUGUUGAGGCCUGGAAGGUUUGACAGACAGGUGACUGUUGAUGUUCCAGAUAUACGGGGAAGAACAGAGAUAUUAAAAGUUCAUGCUAGCAAUAAGAAAUUUGAUGCAGAUGUCUCUCUUGAUGUGAUAGCCAUGAGAACCCCUGGUUUCAGUGGGGCUGAUCUUGCAAAUCUUUUGAAUGAGGCAGCCAUAUUGGCUGGUCGACGUGGAAAGACUGCAAUAUCAUCCAAAGAGAUUGAUGACUCAAUUGAUAGGAUUGUUGCUGGAAUGGAAGGUACAGUUAUGACAGAUGGAAAGAGUAAAAGUCUUGUUGCAUAUCAUGAAGUUGGCCACGCUAUUUGCGGAACUUUGACUCCAGGGCAUGAUCCAGUUCAGAAAGUGACACUAAUUCCUCGUGGUCAGGCACGGGGUCUUACCUGGUUUAUUCCUGCAGAUGAUCCUACCCUGAUCUCCAAGCAGCAACUUUUUGCAAGAAUAGUUGGUGGACUCGGCGGCAGAGCUGCAGAGGAAGUGAUCUUUGGAGAGCCUGAGGUGACUACUGGGGCAGCUGGUGAUUUGCAGCAGAUCACUGGUUUGGCAAAGCAGAUGGUGACGACAUUUGGAAUGUCUGAAAUUGGCCCAUGGUCACUUAUGGACUCCUCAACUCAAAGUGCUGAUGUAAUUAUGAGAAUGAUGGCUAGGAAUUCGAUGUCUGAAAAGCUCGCAGAAGACAUUGAUGCUGCUGUCAAGAGGUUAUCAGAUAGUGCAUACGAGAUUGCCUUAGGCCACAUAAGGAAUAACCGCGAAGCUAUCGACAAGAUUGUGGAAGUCCUACUGGAGAAAGAAACAAUGUCCGGUGAUGAGUUCCGAGCAAUCCUCUCGGAAUUUGUUGAGAUUCCUGCUGAAAAUCGGGUGCCUCCUUCCGUACCUUCGCCGGUGACUGUGUAAUUAACAUAUUUAAUUUAAAUUUUGAUUAUACAUCUUCAAGGUUAAAUUAGUAAGCUAUUCCAUGAGUGACCAUACGGGUAUAAUUGGCUUUUCAUUUUAAUACUCUUUUCUAAUACUCCUUGUAUAAAUUCAUAAUUAUUAAAAUCUAAAAAUAAAUAUUUUGUUGAACUCAUAAA
This is a messenger RNA of Hevea brasiliensis (rubber tree), 3318 nucleotides long. Its product is annotated as ATP-dependent zinc metalloprotease FTSH 2, chloroplastic. The coding region runs from base 1028 to 3142 and encodes 704 amino acids. The record is from RefSeq and is a predicted model, not a curated record. NCBI's taxonomy places the organism in Eukaryota, Viridiplantae, Streptophyta, Magnoliopsida, Malpighiales, Euphorbiaceae. Gene Ontology annotation, molecular function: ATP binding; metalloendopeptidase activity; ATP hydrolysis activity. Gene Ontology annotation, cellular component: chloroplast thylakoid; membrane. Gene Ontology annotation, biological process: proteolysis. The transcript is spliced from 5 exons.